AUGCGUUUUCUGGUUGUUCUUUUCAUCACAACGAGCUUCUUGGCCAGUAUUUUGGCCAACAAAGUGGAAACUGUCGAUUUUCUGAACACUCUCUUUAUUACAAACAGAACGGCGUUGAAAUGGACGGAUUUCGUGCAAAAUGUGGCGAACGAAUGUGGGUUAUAGUCUUCACAAUUACUUCUUACAGUAUGUAGAUAAUGAAUAUUUGAAAAAAAUCGGGUUUCAGGGUCAGUUAGCCCAGUUUGCUCGAAUCUGUUGGAAUCGGCCUUGGAAAUCGCUCAAAAUCAGACUUUGUCCGCCUUCAACUGCAAUAAUUCCAAAUGCUUUGGUAAGUAAAAUCUCUAGAGUGCCCUGAAAAAGCCUUGAGGCGUCGUUUGCUUCUUUUAUUUUAUCUUAUUAGGCUACUUUUUGUAUAAAACUUGUCAAAAAUUCGCCAAACUUUGAAAGAUUUCGAAAAAAUCCUGAAAUUGUAACCCAUAACUAAUGUAGUUUUGCAGACGACUCGAUCUCGGACUCCUGGCCAGUGUGGAUGCUCGAUUCAUGGGGUCGCCCGUUGCCUGGAAUCCAUUCCCGAGGCCCUUUCUUCUUCCUCGGACAUUAUGAUCAAUGUGCAAGUUUAUCCACGGAAAACAGAACCGCCCGUUAUUGUAGGGCCGAAUGGGAUAUUCAGUGGGGCCAACAGUCAAUCCCGCUUCACUAUGGUAGGGCUGUUUUUGAACCACCACAGUUUAGGAAAGUUUACGGCGCAAAGAAAGACUUGACACGGAUGGGUCAAGUCUUCCGCUCAUUGUUUUCUUUCUUUGUCAAAGCGCUUUUUGAUGAUUAAAAUUAUUUUCUAGUGUAGUAGAAGGUUGUCGAUUGUUAUCUUUCAGGUUUCUGCAUUUUGAAGCAGUGCGAGUACGUUUUCCGUGACCCGAACAUUACACUUGAUCUGGCAAGUGGAAAGGCACGAAUUAGCUGUAAAGAUGCCAAGAAAACGUUUGAAUGGACCUCUGAUAAGGUAAGCUAUGAUGAAAGAAACAUUUUGCAUCUCGUUUUGAGCCGUUUCAUUGAGUUGGAGUCUUUUUUUGAUGUUAUCCAUGAUAAAUUUCUUUCCCGAUAACUUUGGCAUUCCCCCGAAUAACAUUUUAGAUUGUGUACACAUCCAUUGUGGGCCUACUGGUGUCCUUGGUAAUUAUUGGCACGAUUUACGAGCGCUGGAGCCACGGAAAUCACACAAUUAGGUCUGUUCUCGGCAUGGAAAAGAUUGGCCGAGCCGCAGCGAAGGGUUCGAACAGAGAGACGGAAUACCGCGGAAUUGACGGUAAGUUCUAUUCGGAUCGUGGUGAAAAUUGAGUUUAAGACGAGAGUAUGAACGUCACUUUAUACGAAACCGAACUUGGCUCAUCCAACGUGCCAAGUGUUGCCCUCACAUACAAACCGGUGAAAGCGGUGUUCAAAAAUCAAAACGGACUUUCAUCGAUUGUAAGCAGUGUUAUUAGGCUAUGUUAGUCAUAUUUCUGACAUUUCUGCCUCACUUUAGUCAAAAAUAUUCUUUUUGGGUCAAGUCUUUUCCUCCGAUAUUAUUCAUGCCAAAUCCGAUAAAAUUUAAUUUCAGCUUCGCUCAUUUAGUGUCUUCUACAAUGUGAAUAGACUGCUGAGAACGCCGAGACUUGAAAUCGACGCCCUUCACGGGAUCCGGGUCCUCAGCGGCUUCUGGGUCAUCCUAGGCCACGCCCACUUAUUACCGUUGGCAUUUGUGGACAAUGUCAGGCAGCUGGUGGACAAAUUACAGACUGAAUUGGUGUAUUCUGCACUGAUUGUGAAUUCCGGACUCGCUGUGGACAGUUUCUUCCUGGUGUCGGCCACGAUCUUCUCCUUUGUCAUUCACCGAAAAUUGAGGAGGCAGGUAUAAUAUAAAUGGACAAGAGUUAAUGGUAUUGGUUUAGAAUCCCCGAAAUCACUCUUGGAGGACAUGUAAAACGGGCCUUGGUGAUGUACUUGCACCGAUGGAUCCGUUUAGUACCAACUUAUGCGUUUGUUCUGGGAUUUGUUCUGACUUUUUUCAAUUCUCUUGGAUCGGGUCCGGUUUGGAACGAAGAGAAGGGUAAAAUGCGCAUAUUUAAAAUGCAAGGUUUGGUUUUUUUAGGUGUUUUUGGAAGUCAAUGUCGCAGCGAUGACUGGGUCCAUCACCUGUUUUUCCUGGUCAACGUCUACCCCAAUAAAUGCAUGCCUUGGAUGUGGUACUUGAGCGUGGAUUUUCAAUUGUUCCUGGUGAUUUAAUAUUCUUAAUUGGUUGAAUUAAUUGUUGAUUAGGUGUAGAAAGCAUUUUGGUGGCUUUUCCAGUGUCGUUUUAGCGGUUUGGACAUGAGGGGAAGAGUUGACUCAAAAUUUUUGGUUUGGGUCAAGUCUUUUCCUCGAGUGGAAAAGUUUGAUUUGAAAGUAAAAAGUGAUUUGAAAUAGACUUUAAUAGUGUUUAGGAGUAUCGACAAUGUUUUUUUCAGUUUUCCCCUAUCUUAAUAGCCAUUCUUUACCACUCGAAGACGGCUGGAGCCUAUAUUAUUGGAAUUUUGAUUGCUUCGGUUUCAAUUUACAGAGCUGCCGUGGUGUAUGCCUAUAAGUGAGUGGAUAAUUAUGUGAUUCGAACAUUUAUUGAUCCUAUUUCAGUUUCCCGGUCAACAUUGCGGUCCAACUUGUCCAAGAAGGCAAUACCGAAUCGGAUAUGGAAGAGGCCCAGAAGAUGUUCCACUGGCUCUAUGCCAACCCGUUUGCUCGCUCAGCCCCGUAUUUGUUGGGUAAGGGAUAGUUGAGGCAGUUUGAUUCGUAUUUUAGCGAUUCUUCUCGGCUGGAACAUCCAUUCGAAGCUAUCAAAGUCAAUUUAUUUGUGGAUCCUCCGAUUUUCGAGCCUUAUUUUGAUGGCAUGGGCAAUUUUUGGGAUGGAAAUGAUACCUAGUAGAUUGUAUGACGUCAUUUACAGUUCGUUGUAUCGAACUUCAUGGUCAUUGGGACUGGCGAUUAUGGUCUGGCUAAGUUAUCACAAUCAAUUUUUCUGGAUCAGCGAUCUUUUGAAUGCCAGACAAUGGGUUCCUGUGUCAAGGUAAAGGGGGUUCGGAUGUGUUUUGGAGGUUUAUUUGGAAUUUAGGGGUAUAAAUUAAUUUUGGGUUUGAGUCUCGCCACGAAAACUUUUGAUUUUGAAACUUGAUAACUAGGGUGUUAAAUUGAUAUAGAAGAAUAAAAAUUAAAUGAAGGAGGCACGUAAGACUUGGUUUUGCAUUUACCAAAAUUUUUUGGGUCCCGCCACGAAAGCCUGAAAAUCUGGAAAUCUCUCAAAAAUUGCUUCCAAGUUAUCGGAAAUUGUGUAUAUACGACAAUAAGACGUGUUAAUUUAUUUAUUUUUGCACUGUACCUCUAAAUUUUAUUUAUUUUCAGAUUGGGUUACGGUAUUUACCUUACACAUGAACUUCUCAUCAUUUUUAUCGUAUUUUCCCGCCGAACCGCAUGGAACGUGACCUCACUGAUGGACGUGGUUCAACUUGCUCUUUCCGUUUUCUGCUUCUCGAUUGGGUUGGCGUUUGUUUUGGCGAUUUUGAUCGAGCUUCCACCACUAACGGCUGAACGGAAACUUUUGAUGACAACGAGAGAUGGGAAUGAGGAGGAGAAUGAGAAUGCGGUGGAAAUGGAGGUUGUGGAGAAGGAAGAGAUGAGUGAAAAGGAAAGUCGAUUGGAGUAAGUUUUGCGACUUAUUUGGGGGUUACGGUAGGAUACUUGAAUAUGGGUGGGUACUGUAAUAUAAGGCUAGAAUUGGUAAUUUGGAAGUUGAAAAUAGAAAGUAAAUUUGAUUAAGAAAUGGUAUCGUAAUUUUGCGGUAUUAAUUUGCAUAGUGUUGCGAGAAAAAAAUGAGUUUAUUUUUUGCACAGUGCGAAAUUUUGAGAUGAUAUUUUUAGGUAGAAAAUCUGGGUAAAAUACGCUUGGCUUUGGUUAGUUGGUUUAUUAUACCUCUGUAAUAACAAUAGAAAUUACUUUGCGCCUUUUACUACGGCUUAAGUUGUCCUUACACAAGUGUUGUUCUUGUGCACAGUGCGAAAUUUUGACAAUCCGAAAAUCGAGUUAAAAAAUUGUAAAUAUGGCUGGAUACGAUAAUAAUAAUAGGCAAUUUGAUUUUCAGGCCACUGAUCGCAUCUCCAGAGCAAUCUCAACGCAUCAGUUCCACCGAACAUUGGGUUUUGAAUGGGACAAUGAACGAAACUGCUUUCUUGAGUUUUGACGAGGAAGAUCGAAGACACUGUGGACAAAGCGACUCCUCCAGCUUUGUUUAG
Molecule: messenger RNA, 4295 nt
Organism: Bursaphelenchus xylophilus (pine wood nematode)
Lineage: Eukaryota; Metazoa; Nematoda; Chromadorea; Rhabditida; Aphelenchoididae
Source: the annotation of a GenBank genome assembly